Melanotaenia boesemani (Boeseman's rainbowfish) is the source of this 4597-nucleotide messenger RNA. RefSeq names its product metabotropic glutamate receptor 7-like. The record is from RefSeq and is a predicted model, not a curated record. Bases 1097 to 3826 code for a protein of 909 amino acids. Gene Ontology annotation, cellular component: membrane. Gene Ontology annotation, molecular function: group III metabotropic glutamate receptor activity. Gene Ontology annotation, biological process: regulation of synaptic transmission, glutamatergic; G protein-coupled glutamate receptor signaling pathway. The transcript has 10 exons. Lineage: Eukaryota; Metazoa; Chordata; Actinopteri; Atheriniformes; Melanotaeniidae.
GAAAUAAAGCCGAGUUUUUACGUGCUUGUGUGUUUGUGAGGGAUACUGGAGGGAGGAGAAGUACAGAGAGAAAGAUUAUAACGCUGAGAUGCGGUGAACUGAGAGGCUCUCGAAGGAACAAUUGCCUCAUUAUUCAAGCCUGCAAGUGCUUUUGUUGGUCUUGUUUACCUUCUCUAGUGUUUGAAGACUCCGAGCGUUAACUUCCUGGAAACCUUGCCAUAAAGUGAUGCUAAUCUCCCCCUCUCCCCCUUGAAUGACGUCUGGACGCGUGGAAAGGGGACUGAAAACUCGCAGUGAAUGUCUCGCUGUGACUCAUUCAUUUCGCGUUAAAUGAGACCGGUUGCAGAGACGGAGAAGAGCCGGGAUUUAAUUAGCUGGGUUUUCUCAGUCCUCUGCUUAGUGAUCGCACAUUUGCGCUGGUAUUAAUCGUUUUUCCCCUCUUACACUCUAGCACCCCCACCCCCCUCUCUCUCUUUCUCUCUCUCUCUGUGUCUCUCUCUCUCUCUCUCUCUUUGGAGACUGUGGAUAUGAUUAUGCACCCCUGGGAGACAGACACCACAGCCGAGAAAGCCAUCGCUGCGCUUCCGUGGAGUUGUUCUUAGCAAGAAUGUCACCCACUUCUGCCGGUCUUAAAUUUUAAGUCAUUUUUAAGAGAGAAUUUCUAAGAGUCACGUCACGCGUUAUUUGCUAUAACUGUUUACGGGUGUGAGGAAAUGUUAGAUCUUGGCAGAGGUGUUCAUUCUGUUUCCAUUCGCAUUUAGGAUUUAUCAUAAAUGGUUAAAAUUAGUCCCAGUUAAACUGCGGAGCGUGCUCGUCUUCUUUCACUGAUAUUCUCUAACUAAUGGAUGUAACCUCCCUUUCCGUGGGAGCUGAAUUACCGUUGGGGGCUUCACUGUUCAACAAGCUGCGCCGCUUGCUCCUGGCUGCAAAACGAUGGGCGCAGUUUGCCUGAGCCUUCUACUCCGUCUUGCUUCUUCAGCCCAGCUUGUUGAAUCUCCUCCGUGGUGACAAGAAUGGAUUCGUUUUAGCAAACUUCUCAACCUUUCUGGUUUAAUUGUUGGCGGAUUGCGGGCUUCAUUCUUACUAAAAGUUGACCAUGGCUCGUCCCGGUGCUUGCGUGAAUCUGAAUUUUAUAUGGAGACUGUUUUGGCUCAUGAGUACUGUGGUGGAUUUCACGCUGCCCCAGGAGACGUAUGCCCCCCAUUCAAUACGGACUCAGGGGCAUCUGACCCUUGGUGGACUCUUCCCGGUUCACUCAAGAGGGAUCGACGGCACGCCAUGCGGGGACCUCAAAAAGGAGAACGGCAUCCAGCGGCUCGAGGCCAUGAUGUACGCUUUGGACCAAAUUAACCAAGACGAUCAACUCUUACCUAACAUCACCUUAGGUGCGCGAGUGCUGGACACUUGUUCGAGGGAUACGUAUGCUCUGGAGCAGUCAUUGACUUUCGUGCAAGCCCUGAUCACGAAGGACACCUCAGACGUGAGGUGCACUAAUGGGGAGCCACCGGUAUUUGUCAAGCCUGAAAAAGUGGUGGGAGUCAUCGGAGCCUCGGCGAGUUCUGUAUCGAUCAUGGUUGCCAACAUCCUACGCCUCUUUCAGAUCCCACAGAUCAGCUAUGCGUCAACAGCCCCGGAGCUGAGUGACGACAGACGCUAUGACUUCUUCUCACGGGUUGUCCCCCCAGACUCAUUCCAGGCCCAGGCCAUGGUAGACAUUAUCCGAGCCCUGGGUUGGACUUAUGUCUCCACCAUUGCCUCAGAAGGCAGCUAUGGAGAGAAGGGCGUGGAGGCCUUUACGCAACUCUCCAAGGAAGCAGGUGGAAUCUGCAUCGCCCAGUCUUUGAAAAUUCCACACAACCCCAAGCUGGAAGAUUACGACAAAAUCAUUCAACAGCUGCUGGAAACGUUCAGCUCGAGGGCAGUCAUAAUCUUUGCCAGCGAAGAAGACAUACGGGGAGUUCUCAAUGCCACCAAAAGGGCCAAUAAGGUGGGUAAUUUUGUGUGGAUUGGAUCUGACAGCUGGGGAUCCAAGAGCAGCCCCAUCCACCAGCUGGAGGAUGUUGCAGUGGGAGCAGUCACUAUCCUACCCAAACGUUCAUCCAUUAGAGGAUUUGAUGAAUACUUUACUGCUCUCACCCUGGAGAACAAUCGCAGGAAUGUGUGGUUUGCUGAGUUUUGGGAGGAAAACUUUGAUUGCAGGCUCCUCAGUGCCUCAAAGAGAGAGGAUUCCAGCCGCAAAUGCACAGGUCAGGAGCGCAUUGGGAUCGACUCCAAGUAUGAGCAGGAGGGGAAGGUGCAGUUUGUGAUUGACGCAGUGUACGCCAUGGCCCACGCUUUGCACAACAUGCACAGGGACUUGUGUGCCGAUCAUCCUGGCGUUUGUCCACAAAUGGAGGCUGCAGAUGGAAAGACUCUGCUGAAGUACAUACGCAACACCAGCUUCAACGGCAGUGCAAAUACCUCUGUUGUGUUUAACAAGAAUGGCGAUGCUCCAGGACGCUAUGACCUGUUCCAGUUCCAGAUGACCAACUCCUCAACCCCAGAGUACAAGGUGGUGGGACAGUGGGUGGAGAACCUCCAGCUUAGGCUGGAAGAGCUUCAGUGGCCAGAUGGGGGCCAGGAGGUUCCCACCUCUGUGUGCAGUCUGCCCUGCAAAACUGGAGAGAGGAAGAAGAAAGUAAAGGGCAUGCCAUGCUGCUGGCACUGUGAGCUAUGUGAUGGCUACCAGUACCAGUACGAUGAGACUUCAUGCAGACUGUGCGCAUACAACAUGAGGCCUAAUUCCAAUAGAACUGCCUGCCAGCCGAUACCCAUCAUCAAACUUGAGUGGCACUCUCCUUGGGCGAUUAUCCCUGUCUUUCUAGCCAUGCUGGGUAUCAUUGCUACCAUCUUUGUGAUGGCAACUUUUGUGCGCUACAAUGACACACCUAUUGUACGAGCAUCUGGCAGAGAGUUGAGCUAUGUGCUGCUUACUGGCAUUUUUCUCUGCUACAUCAUCACCUUUCUCAUGAUCGCCAAACCUGAUGUAGGUGUGUGCGCGUUCAGGAGGAUCUUCCUGGGCCUGGGCAUGUGCAUCAGCUAUGCCGCUCUGCUCACCAAGACCAACCGAAUCUACCGGAUCUUCGAGCAGGGAAAGCAGACAGUCACGGCCCCUCGUUUCAUCAGUCCCACUUCCCAGAUUGCCAUCACCUCCAGUCUAAUCUGUGUGCAGUUGCUGGGGGUGUUGGUGUGGUUUGCCGUUGACCCGCCAAACACCAUCAUCGACUAUGAUGAGCAGAAAACCAUAAAUCCAAUGCUGGCCCGCGGUGUGCUGAAGUGUGACAUCACAGACCUGCAAAUAAUCUGCUCACUGGGCUACAGCAUCCUGUUGAUGGUGACCUGCACCAUUUACGCUAUCAAGACAAGGGAUGUACCAGAAGACUUCAAUGAAGCCAAGCCCAUUGGCUUCACUAUGUACACCACAUGCAUAGUGUGGCUGGCCUUCAUCCCGAUUUUCUUUGGCACAGCGCAGUCAGCAGAGAAGCUGUACAUUCAGACAACCACUCUGACGAUCUCCAUGAACCUCAGUGCCUCAGUAGCACUUGGCAUGCUUUACAUGCCCAAGGUGUACAUCAUUAUCUUCCACCCUGAGCUGAACGUACAGAAGAGAAAGCGUAGCUUCAAGGCUGUGGUCACUGCUGCCACAAUGUCAUCCCGUUUGUCCCAGAAGCCCAACGAGAGGCCCAACGGAGAGGCUAAGACCGAGCUUUGUGAGAACCCUGCUGCUGACCCCAUGAGUCAAGCAACCAAGAAAACAUAUGUGAGUUAUAACAACCUCAGGAUCUAAUCUGUGUGGAAAUUAAAGCUGUUUGUCCUUUAUCUGUGAAUGGAAAAGUUGUAAAAGAUCAGAGAAAGACAGACAGCGAGUGCAGGCAUCCCAGCACCACCUGCAGUACCUAUGCACUCCAGGACUGUGGAUUGCAUCCAGCCCUCAUCCAGACAUGAUGCAUGAGUCCUGACAGAGACUAGCAGAGCUUUAGGCCGGUGAGGCUGGGUUGGCCCCUACAACCAAACUGCAGGUUGUAAACUUGUGUUGUGGCCCCAGAAUCUGUCUCUGACAGAGGUCAACUCACGUGUUAACAAGGGUCACUGUGAAUGAGUGCAAAUGCAAAAAUGGACAGUGGAUCUGCUUCAAGAUUUUUUUUUUCUUUUGAAAUGUCAUUAAAGCCAUAUUCUCUUGAGGUUUCCAUUAUCUGAUUUCUGUUUUGUAUUGUUUAUAAGUGAUUUACUUCUGUGCCUCUUUUUUUCUCAGUUGAUUUAAUGACCUUGAACAGCAAGCUCUGCCACAUACAGUAUUUUGUUUUAACAACUUCAACUCUAAUCAGUCCCAAAUGAUUGUUAUGUCAGAGUGAUGGGCAUUGUAAGUAGAUAUUUUUUUGUAAAUAUUUGAGAGUAUUUUCAUGUUUGGAGUACACAAAAAUAAAUAUCCAGUCUUUGUUCAAUUGGAUUUGGAUGGCAAUGAAAAGCACCAAAGUGUUCACUUUGCAUGUGCCAAUGUAUGUCUGUUCUAUUUGAUGUAAACCUUAAAAAAAUUAUAAAUAAAUUCUGAAAAUGAUAA